AAAUCUGUUUCCUCUCCAAUUCUUCUUCACCCCUUUUGUCUCAGCAACCAAUAUUACCUUACAAUGGAGAGGAUUGUAACAUUUCCCGUCUCUCCUUUCUAUUUAGUUGGUUUUGUAGGGUUCCCUAUAUUUCAAACAAUUCUCAAUUCGGGGAUCAGAAUUCUCCAGUUUUACUCUGGUUUUUUUCAGUCACUCCUCCAAUCCCGAAACGACUUUGUAUUUGGUGAUGAUUUGAAUGUUCAACCUGAGAGGAAAAGCCUGAAUCCUGAACGUUUGAACAAACAAUUAAGCUUGGAUGAGAAGGUAGAUGAUGGAAAGCUGUGCCGAGGAGUAGAGAUGGUGAUGGAGAAGUUGGGCAUUUCUUGUGAUCCAGAUGGCGAGAAGCUUCAGGAGAGAUUGGGUUUGGAUGGGCUUUCGCUCCUGUUCGAGGAAAAAGAACCGACCUCCGAGGAGUUGAAGGAAGCUUUUGAGGUGUUCGAUGAGAACAGAGAUGGGUAUAUAGAUGCAGAGGAGCUACGGAGAGUUCUCUGCGAUCUGGGCUUCAUGGAAGGAUUGGAGUUGGAGGAGUGCAAGAGGAUGAUUGCAUCAUUUGACACCAAUGGAGACGGACGGAUUGAUUUCACUGAAUUUGCGAAAAUUAUGGAGAUUAGCUUUUGAUGAAUUUGUUCUUUCUUCUUUUGUACAGUAUUGUUUCAGAGGGAGAUUUUAGAUUCAAUUGAAUCGAAACAAAUAAUUGUUGGCUUA
Molecule: messenger RNA, 744 nt
Organism: Telopea speciosissima
Lineage: Eukaryota; Viridiplantae; Streptophyta; Magnoliopsida; Proteales; Proteaceae
Product: probable calcium-binding protein CML46
Exons: 1
Coding region: 64-657 (197 amino acids)
Molecular function (GO): calcium ion binding
Source: RefSeq, a predicted model, not a curated record